Molecule: messenger RNA, 1076 nt
Organism: Drosophila subobscura
Lineage: Eukaryota; Metazoa; Arthropoda; Insecta; Diptera; Drosophilidae
Exons: 2
Coding region: 72-1076 (334 amino acids)
Molecular function (GO): protein binding
Source: RefSeq, a predicted model, not a curated record
UGUUUAAUAGAUUAUUAAACUACAAGAAUUGUUAAUUACUGUGCAGAACGUGUCCGCAUUUAAACUGUAAAAUGCUUUCAAAUUUGCCACUUGAGAUCAUUCUUAAAGUCUUUGGCUACCUCAGUGCCGAAGACAAACUGCAACUGGCGCAAGUCAACCAAACUCUUGGCAGUGCUUUUGUUUACCACAGUGAAGCCAAAUAUAAGAGACUUUCUUGCUACCUGUACACAGGCUACGAAUUGAGUGUUAUUCUGCCAUUAUGCGGCUCCAAUAUUUACAAAAUUGAUAUAAGUGAGGAACUCACGGAGAAAACGGCUGAACUAAUAACAAAAUAUUGCACCAACGUAGAAUCUGCUACACUGGAGAUUAGACAUCAAAUGUUCAACGCUUGCAAAGGGAUUUUAAGCAUAAAAAGCCUAUCAUCCAUUUAUCUGGUAAAUGGCGAUUAUCGCGAACCGGAUAUGUUGCAGUACUUUAACCCAAACUGCAGAGUAUUGACUUUAUUUGACCUCUCCAAUGUUCAGUCUCAAAAUUUACGGCGAUUGAUUCACUUGGAAGACUUGGAUGUUGCUCCAUUUGAUUACUUGACAGACAUGCUUAAAAUAUGUUCCCAUUUAAAGAAACUUCGCUGCCUGAAACUUACCUAUUGCAAGCUCACCCAGGAAGAGGAUUUUCUGUAUCCUGAAUUGGAAACACUUCAAGUUUCGUAUAGCAAAAUUUACUCCGACUUGCCACGCUGUCCGAACCUCAAGCAACUAUCUUUGAUUUUAAAUGAAUAUCAUAAUUCCGUUAAAAUUAUUAAUUUUAUUGUAAAAUAUGCAACGACACUGGAACGCCUGGUUAUAACCAUCGCGUAUGAUGAACACCACCCCUUUACUGCCCAUAAUUUACUAGAUGCUCUCAGAGAGUGUACAAAUCUGCAGUUUCUUCAUAUAAAUUGUUUUCUUUUAAAGAAUUUAUUAUCCGAAAAUGUGGAGACUUUUAUAAAAGUUUUAAAGGCAAAUUGUUUCGAUGCACAGCGUCGUUUUGUGUUGGAAGUGAGCCAGACAGCGCUGUGGGCAUUGGUGAGUGUGUGA